UAUUACAACCGUUUUAGUUGGAUCAUGUCUGGUAUUGUGCUGUACGGAUUGGACAUUAGUCCACCAGUGAGAUCCUGCCAGCUGACCUUGCGAGCCCUGCAACUGGAGUAUGAGUUCAAGGAGGUCGAUCUCCUGGCAGGCGAGCAUCGCACAGAGGAGUUUCUCAAGAAGAAUCCCCAACACACCAUCCCUUUGCUGGACGACAAUGGUGUUCUGGUGUGGGACUCACAUGCCAUCGUAUGCUACCUGGUGGGCAAGUAUGGCCAGACGGAUGAGUUGUAUCCCAAGGAUCUGGUGAAGCGGGCACAGGUGGAUCAGCGCCUCUACUUCGAUGCCAGUGCCCUGUUCAUGGCCCUGCGAAACAUCUGUGCUCCGUACUUUUGCAAUAAUGUCACGGAGAUUUCGCGUGAGAAGGCCGACAAUGUGAGGGAUGGCUAUGGCCACUUGGAGACCUUCCUGGGCGAGAAUCCCUACCUAACCGGGGACACUCUCACCGUUGCGGAUUUCUGCUGUGCUGCCACGGCCUCAUCUCUGCCAGCUUUUCUGCCCCUGGAGGCGGAGAAGUAUCCGAAGGUGGCCGCCUGGUUGGAGCGCCUCAAGGAGUUGCCCUACUACGAGGAAGCCAACGGGUUGGGGGCCAGGAAGUACGUGGACUUGCUGAAGGACCAGCUGACCCUUCUGUAAGCAGCCUUUCCCACAAUUACCGAGUGCGUUGCUGCAUCAAUUUUUAAUGCUCUGCUAAUUAAAGAAAGUUGUUGACAAACGUUUGCCACCGUCCACACUCGAAGAAAAAAUGUGUGUAUAAACAAAAUAUAAUAAAAGACUAUGAAGUAUAUUAAAAUAUAAA
Messenger RNA from Drosophila santomea, 847 nucleotides. Its product is annotated as glutathione S-transferase 1-like. Gene Ontology annotation, biological process: glutathione metabolic process. The record is from RefSeq and is a predicted model, not a curated record. Bases 25 to 684 code for a protein of 219 amino acids. NCBI's taxonomy places the organism in Eukaryota, Metazoa, Arthropoda, Insecta, Diptera, Drosophilidae. Gene Ontology annotation, molecular function: glutathione transferase activity. The transcript has a single exon.